Cyprinus carpio (common carp) is the source of this 2350-nucleotide messenger RNA. Its product is annotated as trace amine-associated receptor 13c-like. Gene Ontology annotation, molecular function: trace-amine receptor activity. The coding region runs from base 647 to 1651 and encodes 334 amino acids. The transcript has a single exon. Gene Ontology annotation, biological process: G protein-coupled receptor signaling pathway. The record is from RefSeq and is a predicted model, not a curated record. Gene Ontology annotation, cellular component: membrane. NCBI's taxonomy places the organism in Eukaryota, Metazoa, Chordata, Actinopteri, Cypriniformes, Cyprinidae.
UAGGAAUCUUCUGAUUUCUGUCUGUCACUGGCUUAACAAUUUAGAGUUUUCGUGAUUAUAGAAAACAAUACACUUUUUGUUAUUUGCUAGCAGGGUGCUGCACUUAAUUAGAUAGAGCCAGAACUGAUGUUGGCAUUCCUAAAUGCAUGUUAAAUUCACAAAAAAUGCAGACAUUGAGUUUGCUACAUUCUUUGUGAACCAAACUGCUGAAAACACCACAUAAUGAGCUUCUUGCUUAAACCCAGUGCUGUGCUUUGCUUUGGAACUCGCACCGCGACAGAAUAAAUAUAUAUUUAAUUAAACUGUAAAGCACAGUGUUAGACCUUUUUUGGUUCAUUAUGAGAUUGGAUUUUUGGUUCAUUAUGAAACUGUGGUGGAACAGAUUAAAGUACUGAGGGCCAACAUACUCUCGAUAAUUAAUUGAAAAAUAAUAAUUAAAAUAUAGCAGGAAUAUUGUAUAGAUCCUAAAGGAGGUGUCUUUAGAUCACAUCAGUAGGAACAAGCUUGAAAGUGCUGGACGGAAAUGAUGUCAUUAUACUGCAUCAGAGUGGGUGGUAGAUGGGUUGGUCAGUCUGAUCCAGACACUAUAUAAAUGAAAGGACAGUAAGGAGAGCAGAACAAACUCCUAACAGGAGGAGCUUUAAUCAUGGCUUAUGAGACAGAGGGUCAUGAGACUCAAUACUGCUUUCCUGCCAUCAACUCAUCAUGUAUCAAGGGAAAACACUCCAGUCAUGAAUAUAAUAUCAUCUAUAUGUUUGUAUUAUUGCUGUCAGCAUGGACUGUGUUUCUGAACCUGCUGGUGAUUAUCUCCAUCUCUCACUUCAAGAAACUUCACACUCCAACCAACCUGAUCAUUCUCUCUCUGGCUGUUGCCGACAUUCUUCUUGGACUUGUGAUGCCCAUAGAGGCCACGAGGCUGAUUGAGAUGUGUUGGUACUUUGGAGACACUUUCUGUGGACUCUAUUCAAUAUUUAUUGCGAUGCUUCUCUCAGCAUCUCUUAGUAAUUUAGUUUUAGUUGCUGUCGAUCGGUAUGUGGCUGUGUGUUACCCAUUACUGUAUCCACAGAAAAUAACCAUGACUAAAACAUUAAUAAGCAUCUGUCUGAGCUGGAUUUGCUCUUCAACUUAUAACACUGCCUUUGUAAUUAAUAACGGAUAUUUUGACAUUUCACGCAGAACAGACAAGUGUUAUGGAGAGUGUUCUGUUAUGAUGGGUUUUGCUUGGAGAGUCACUGAUCUGAACAUGUCUUUUAUUUUUCCUUGUAUCCUGAUCAUAUCUUUUUAUUUGAGGAUUUUCUAUGUUGUACAUCAGCAAGUGAAAGUUAUAAACACCCUGAUGAAGGGUGGCAAAUACGUAAAUGAAGGUUCAUUGAGGAGGAAAUCUGAGAGUAAAGCAGCUCUGACAUUAGGAAUCAUUGUGACUGUUUAUCUGCUUUGCUAUAUUCCCUACUAUAUCUGUUCUAUUACAGUAAUCUCUUCCAUAACCAUAAAUGUUUUGACAUCGGUCAUGUAUAUGAACUCAGGUCUGAAUCCUAUGGUUUAUGCUUUAUUUUACCCAUGGUUUAAAAAAACAGUAAAACACAUAUUAACUCUGAAAAUAUUUCAGCCAGCAUCCUCUCUGGUCAACAUUUUAACAGAACAUCAAUUGUAAUUAAACUGGUAAAGCCAUCACUAUGAGAACGAUUUCACAUAAACUCCAAUUGUUAUAAAGUCAUAAAAGUAGAUAAUCAUAAUAGUUUUAGACUACGUGUAUUUUAAUAUUAUGUAGUUUGUUACAUUGAGUAUCAUUGCUGUAUAAUUCCUAUACUCUGAUGUUCAAAUGCAGGUUUUGUAGGUUUUCAGAAUUUAGCAAUUAAGUAAAUGCAUUUUAACACAGUGUUUAGCUGUGUUGCAUUAGCUUAUUAGGAAAAUUGAGCAAGAAUUACAAAUCUUCAAUCUACUGAAAUAAAUGAUAAAGAUAAAUAUUAUGUACUUUAUGCUUCACUUUUAUCCAUCAUGUUGAAUCUGUGUUAACAGAAAAACAUGAUCAAAAAGAGGACAGCCAUAUAAAACUGUAAAGAUAAAAUGUAUUAUCAUGGUGGUUCAUCACAAAGUGAAUGAUUAAAAUGUCUUACAGGACACAUCAGAGGGUUAAAACAUUUAAAACAAAGUAACUUCAGAUUCAUCCAAAAGAAAUUUAAAGGCUGUAGCUUAACUAUUCUAUUGUAACUUUUCAAUUAAGUUGAAGUAAUGUUUAUUGUUUGAUAGAAUUGGAUGUUAAUAAAUUGAUGACAUAUGGAACAGCUAAACAUAACCUCGCACAGGCUCAUUUCUUUCUUUUUUUCUUUCUUUCUUUCUUUCUUUCUUUCUU